Messenger RNA from Betta splendens (Siamese fighting fish), 3751 nucleotides. It is a transcript of the gene dhx36, whose product is annotated as DEAH (Asp-Glu-Ala-His) box polypeptide 36. Lineage: Eukaryota; Metazoa; Chordata; Actinopteri; Anabantiformes; Osphronemidae. Gene Ontology annotation, cellular component: nucleus; intracellular anatomical structure; cytoplasm. The record is from RefSeq and is a predicted model, not a curated record. The transcript has 26 exons. Gene Ontology annotation, molecular function: ATP binding; G-quadruplex RNA binding; DNA helicase activity. The coding region runs from base 256 to 3456 and encodes 1066 amino acids.
CAUAAUCAGUCGACUCAAACCGCGAACGGCGUCUCUGUGCGACACGCCGGAGUGUUGCUAUAGCUGAAAAACAGUUUAAAAACGAGAAUUAACUGUCGGGCUGGAAGAUAAACGUGCAUGUAUUCAUACCCCAACGGCCAGUAGCUACGCACGUGUAGCUUUAAUUCACAAACCGACCCACAGCACAUUUUGUUAAGUUGUGUUAGCAACAGCGGCAUAACCGAACAAGACGUCGAACCUGCAGGACGCAGGAAGAUGAGUUAUGGAUAUGGCGGUGGAGGAGGGAGGCGAGGAAGAAGAGGGGGUCGAGGUAACAGGGAUGGCAGCAGGGAAAGAUGGGACAGGGGAGGAGGUCCAGGGGGACACGGCUCUGACUUUGACCAGGACCGAGGUGGACAACGCGACCGGCCUCCCCCACACCUGAAGGGCCGCGAGAUUGGUCUGUGGUACGCAAGAUACGGAGCCGUGAGGAGGAAACAGGCGGACCGGAGAUCGCGAGCAGUGGUCCAGAUGGAUGAGGCCAGAGAGCAGCACAUAACAAGGCUGCUUAACUCGGUCCAGAACGACCAGUCUGGUCCAGGCAGAGAGGGCAGGAACGCAAGAGCCUCUACGUCUGACAGCUGGCAGUCAGCUGCCAGUGGAAGUGGUCACUGUUACUUUGAUGGGGAUCUGCCUGAAGAAGAAAAAUUGAAGAUUGAGAUUGAAUCAGAGAAUGAGGAGGAAGACGCUAGUCUGGGUCAGAACAAAGCUGCUCAACAAUCACGAUACUUUUCUUCAAAAGCCAUUAAAGAUGAACCUCCAGACAAUUGGGAUGUUGAUGAGCAUGAGGGGGAAGACAAGAAAGAGAAUCUUCGAUUCAAAGACAGGGAUGCUGAGUUUUUGUUUCACAAGGUAGUCCAAGAUCAUUCACUGGAUGACUACUUAAAGAAUGAUCUGCAGAGCAAGACAUCAAACCCACAAUACAAAGAAAUGAUGAAAUUCAGGGAAAAACUACCAUCCUACUCCAAAAAAGAGGAGCUUGUGGAACUGAUCAACUCUAACCGUGUCCUUGUUGUGAGUGGGGAAACAGGCUGUGGAAAGACCACUCAGGUUACCCAAUUUAUCCUAGAUGACUUCAUCUACAGAGACAUGGGUUCGAUGUGCCGGGUAGUCUGCACACAGCCUCGUCGCAUCAGUGCCAUUUCGGUAGCAGAACGGGUAGCAUCAGAGCGAGCAGAAAGUGUAGGGAAUGGGAAUUCCUGUGGUUACCAAAUCCGCCUGCAGAGUCGGUUACCACGGAGACAAGGUUCGAUCCUGUACUGCACAACAGGCAUUAUUCUUCAGUGGCUUCGUUCAGACCCUUUGUUGUCGAGUGUUACCCACCUGGUGUUGGAUGAGAUCCAUGAGAGAAACCUCCAGUCAGAUGUUUUGCUGGUCAUUGUGAAGGACUUACUCAACACCCGGGACGAUCUCAAAGUCAUCCUUAUGAGUGCUACCCUCAAUGCUGAAAAGUUUUCGAGAUAUUUUGACAACUGUCCAAUGAUCCAUAUUCCUGGUUUGACGUUCCCAGUGGAAGAGUUCCUUUUGGAGGACAUUGUAGAGAUGACCAGGUAUCGUCCUCAAAAUCAGGACCGUCGACACUCGCAGAGGAGAGGGUUUUGGCAGGGUCGCCACUCCAGAGCUGAAAAGGAUGAGAAAGAAGCUGAAUACAAGGAGUCCUGGCCUUCCUAUGCUCGGACUCUCCAGGGCAGAUACUCUGACAAUACGAUUGCAACACUGGAGAUGCUGGACAGUGAUGACAAGAUCGACCUUGAUCUGAUUGUGGAACUGAUUCGGCACAUUGUGCUGAAUGAUCAUGAAGGAGCUAUUUUGGUGUUCUUGCCUGGCUGGGACAACAUCAGCACUUUAAAUGACCUGCUCAUGGCCCAGCAGAUGUUCCGAUCAGAGCGGUUCGUUAUCAUCCCCUUGCAUUCCCUUAUGCCUACUGUUAAUCAGACGCAGGUGUUCAAAAGGCCUCCUCCUGGAGUUAGAAAGAUUGUUAUUGCUACUAAUAUCGCUGAAACCAGCAUCACCAUAGAUGACGUAGUUUAUGUGAUAGAUGGGGGGAAGAUAAAGGAGACAAACUUUGACACCACCAACAACAUCAGCACCAUGGCAGCUGAGUGGGUUAGCCUGGCCAAUGCCAAACAGAGGAAAGGUCGUGCUGGCAGAGUGUGUCCAGGGAAGUGCUAUCAUCUGUACAAUGGUCUCAGGGCCAGCCUACUGGAGUCCUAUCAGUUACCUGAAAUUAUGAGGACACCACUGGAGGAGCUCUGCCUGCAAAUCAAGAUAUUGAAGCUUGGGUCUAUUGCUCGGUUCCUGGAGAAAGCUUUGGACCCUCCUACUGAAAAGGCUGUAAGUCUAGCCAUCAAGAACCUCAUGGACCUGAACGCCCUGGACCAUUCGGAGAACCUGACAGCUCUGGGUUUCCACUUGGCCCGUCUGCCUGUAGAGCCUCACAUCGGCAAACUCAUCCUGUUCGGAGCUCUGCUGGGCUGCCUCAGCCCCGUACUCACCAUCGCUGCUUCACUCAGCUUCAAAGACCCUUUCUUCAUACCCCUGGGUAAAGAAAAAAUGGCAGACAUGAGGAGAAAGAUGCUGUCCAGAAACUCCAAGAGUGACCACCUCACCAUUGUCAAUGCCUUCCAGGGAUGGGAGGAAGCAAAACAGCGCGGUGGCAGGUAUGAAAGGGAUUACUGCUGGGACAACUUCCUGUCUGCCAACACACUCCAGAUGCUGCAAAACAUGAAAGGUCAGUUUGCUGAACAUCUGUUGCAUGCAGGCUUUGUCAGCAGCAAGGAUCCUAAAGACCCCAAAUCUAAUGUCAACUCUGACAAUGAGAAGUUAAUCAAAGCUGUUAUUGUAGCCGGUCUGUACCCCAAGGUGGCCAUGAUCAGACCAUCUCACAGCAGAAAGAGACCGGGGGUCAAGGUUUACACCCAGGCCGAUGGCAAAGUGUGCAUCCACCCAAAGUCUGUCAACGCCGAAGAGACAGAGUUCAACUACACGUGGCUCAUCUACCACCUGAAGAUGAGGACGAGCAGCAUCUUCUUGUACGAUUGCACCGAGGUGUCCCCGUUCUCGCUGCUGUUCUUCGGAGGAGACAUCUCCAUCCAAAAGGAUGAGGACCAGGACACCAUCGCGGUGGACAAGUGGAUCGUCUUCAGGUCGCCGGCGCGCAUCGCUCACCUCGUCAAGAGUUUAAAGAAGGAGUUAGACUCUUUGUUGGAGGAGAAGAUCCGUGCGCCGGCUCCUGUGGACUGGCAAAACCGUCAGUCCAAAGACUGUGCAGUCAUCACAGCCAUCAUAGACCUCAUCACCACACAGGAGAAACCUACGGGCGGCAUCAAGGGUCAUGACCGAGCGUGGGCCAAUGACCGGAGAGGACAACACAUUCACUUUGAUGAUGAUGAUGAUGAUGAUGACAACGAUGACUAGAUAUGGCCAGGUUUUUGUCUGGCAGUGAGGAAAGGGAGGGAGACGAGUGAUGCAGAGGUUAGUUUGGGUAAUUACGAGUUGCUUCUGCUUGGCUCAAAAGAAACAGUACUGGAAAAUGCACUUGAAUGACUCAUUAUUUUUUGCCUUCUUGGUCAUUAUCCUGCGAGGACCGAUCCACAUUUCAAUACACUCAGUAGCUAAUUUGUUCAGGGUUCAGCUCGUGUUUUUUGGAGUCAUUUCUGUUUUUCCACUUAUUGCACUGUGCAAUAAAUAAAGGUUGUGUCAUUAAAUUAAA